AAACUCAAAAUAUUGUGACUUUUGGCGAAUCGUUUAUUUUUGUAAAAAGUCAAAUUUAGAAUUGAUUUCAGAUCUAAAAUGUCGCUUGAUGUGCCUUCUAACUCAGGGCCUAGCAAAUCAAUAUGGGAGGUAGAUGCUGAUCAAAUGGAGGAAAGAAUUAAAGCCCGAAGAGAACGUAUACAAACAAGGAUACAAGCAGCCAAGAGAUUAACUAAGCUAAUGAAGAUUCAAAAAUUAAUGGGCUUUAAGGGCGACGACGAAGAGGAAAAUUUUGUCCGCGAAGCUGAUACCAAGGGUUCCAAGGAGAUCCACAACAUGCUUCAGAAUGGAAACGAGUUGGUUUCCAAUAUUCAAGUUGCUACGCAGAACUUGUAUUGUCAACACAGAGUCAGGACAGAAGACAAGAGUAAAGAGAUCACCAGCAUACUAGAGGAGGAGGAUAGAGAGAUGAUUGUCAAGUUCAAGAAGAUAAUGUCAUCAUGGCCUACACAGGUGGAGAAAUUACGCGGUGCUCCAGUUGAACUCUUUGAUGAGAUUCUUUCCCAAAAAGAGCUCUGCAGUGAACUCUUGAGGAGCAAGAAUUCAAUGAUAGAAAUGUUAGAAGCAGAAAACAGGGAUGCAGAUUCCAACUACAAGCUUCUCAUAGAACAAUACCAUAUCAAUGUCAAUGAAAUAUCAGGGAGAAUGGAAGCACAUGCUCAAGCAUUUGAAAAUAUUUUGAAGACAGAGCACACCAACAUUGACACUGCCUUUGACAAACAGAAAAGUGACGCCAUUAGCAGGGGAGAACGAGCCUGGACAGCUUUACUUGAAGGAGCUACAAGAACCAGUGAAGAAUUAAUGCAGGAAAGACUAGAUUUGGUUUAUGAACAAGAACAAGAGCUGAAUGAUCUAAUUAUAGUGGAUUAUGAAAAGCUUGCAGAUACAAGAACAAGAAUGGAAAUGAUAAUAAGAGAGUUAGAGGCACAAAUUCAGACUGUGGCAUCAAUCACAUAUCUUAACUCAGAAAGACUAGAUUAUGAGAUUCAUGUGUUGAACAAACAUGAAGAAGAAAAUGCCAUCAUUAAAUCUGAACAGAAGAGAAAAAUUACAAUUCUUCAGGACACCUUGAGUAAGCUGAAAGGAAGAGUGAAGGAUGCUGCUAAAAAUAAGAAAAAGGAGAAACAACUGCUUCUAGAGAGCAUUAAAACUAUUAAAAAGCAAAUAAAGGAAUUACAGAUCAAGCAGAAGAAAUGCGGUGUUCAAAGUGCCAAGACAAGGAAUGAAAUGAACAGAAUGAUGAAACAGGAGGCUCACAAACUCCUGGAUGAAAUAUCCGAAAAUGAUGAUGUUCUUCAGAAGCUCUAUCUGAAGAGACCUUUUGCAGAGGCUGCAAUGGCCAGAAGAGCAUCAGAGUAUACAUUCAUUUAAAGGGACUGUAAGCAUAAUUUCAUUUGACUCUCCAUGCAAAGAUGGCAAUACCCGAUUCGCAACCGUACCAUUAAAACCUGUGUCAAAUUGGAAUUCGGCAUCAAUUUUUAUUAUUUUGAAAACUGAUUAUUUUCAAUAGUAGUUUUUCUACAAAAGAUGCUUGUGCAAUGUACAUUUCUGAAGGACUACAUGACGGAAAUAUCUUUUAUACGACGAAAAACGAAAAAAAUAUCUUACACAUUAUUUAUCGGACAAAGGUUUCAAUGGUACCGUUGUAAAUCGGACAUUGCCAUCUUUGCAUGGAGGUUCACUUGAAAUUACGCUUAUACACAUACAGUCACUUUUUUAUAGCUUUCCCGACGAUCCCGAAAAAACAUGACAAUUCAAAGAUGACAAAAAAAUGUUUUUGAAUACUUGAAAAUAGAUAAAAUACCAUUUAAAACAGACUUUUAUUUUAACAAUUUAUUGUCAUGGCCAGUUUUGAUUACGAUAUGUCCACCAACUAAAGUAAUUCAUGCAUAUUUGAUAAUUAUACUUUAAUAUCUCACAUUACACUCACAUACAAGGAUAUGAUUAGUUUAGUGUACAGUACUGUACCCUUUUGUCGUCUAAAGGUCAAUAUCUUUACACAAAAAACUAGCUGGCUGAAAGU
Eurytemora carolleeae is the source of this 2062-nucleotide messenger RNA. RefSeq names its product dynein regulatory complex protein 1. Gene Ontology annotation, biological process: cilium-dependent cell motility; regulation of cilium movement; axonemal dynein complex assembly. The record is from RefSeq and is a predicted model, not a curated record. NCBI's taxonomy places the organism in Eukaryota, Metazoa, Arthropoda, Copepoda, Calanoida, Temoridae. The coding region runs from base 79 to 1410 and encodes 443 amino acids. The transcript is spliced from 12 exons. Gene Ontology annotation, cellular component: axoneme; axonemal dynein complex.